Molecule: messenger RNA, 4939 nt
Organism: Onychostoma macrolepis
Lineage: Eukaryota; Metazoa; Chordata; Actinopteri; Cypriniformes; Cyprinidae
Gene: pxnb
Product: paxillin b
Exons: 11
Coding region: 325-1803 (492 amino acids)
Biological process (GO): substrate adhesion-dependent cell spreading; transforming growth factor beta receptor signaling pathway; endothelial cell migration
Source: RefSeq, a predicted model, not a curated record
UUCGGCCUCCAGGGGUCGCUGCAGUGAAGUGAGUUCCUCUGUUCUGUGAUGUUUAGGGGGUCCAGGCUGGUCCAGCCACUCAGACCUGCGUCUAGAAGGGCAGCAAAAACUUCAGCAGAGACUUGUCUUCUGAUAACGAGCUCUACACACUGUUCUCCAGACUCGGAUUAGGAGCGGAGCACUUCUGGAAGCGCGCGAACAUGGACGAUCUAGACGCCUUGCUUGCAGAUCUCGAGUCUUCCACCGCCCAUAUUUCCAAGUGCCCAGUGUUUCUUCCUGAGGAGACACCAUAUUCCUUCCCCACCGGAGGGCACCUUUUUCAGGAUGACUCCUCCUCCGCCCCUGCCCCCUCCACCCACAUCUGAGGCCCUGAACGGAUCGCUGUCCCCGCAGCCGGACUCCCAGCACUCCUCGCAACAGUCUCUGGGCUCUGCUCAUAAAGGCACGUUGUCUCAGGACAGCAGUCCACCAGCCUCACAUACAGAAGAAGACCACGUUUACAGUUUUCCUAACAAGCAGAAGCACUCAGACUCAUCGGCUGCAGCCAUGACUUCUGCCCUGGGCAGCAACCUGUCUGAACUGGACCGCCUUCUUCUGGAACUCAACGCUGUACAGCAAAAUGCCCCAUCUUACUCCACUACAGAAGAUGUUGCACCUCCAUUGCCACCAUGCAGUGUUGCCCACUAUAUCCAGGAAAAUGGAGCCCACCCAAGCAUCACACUGACACCAGCAGCCCAGGACAAGCCUCAGGGGAAUGGAACGAAGGGGACAGAAGAUGGUCGUCCCACUGUGGAAAGUCUUCUGAAUGAGUUGGAGUGCUCUGUGCCUUCCCCAACACCAAGCCCCUGUGCUCUGAUGAGUGAAUUGACAGACGGGCAGGUGGACACACCUUCCGAGCAGCAAGGCAGAAUAUCAGCCACCUCCGCUACACGAGAACUGGAUGAGCUCAUGGCCUGCCUGUCAGAUUUUAAGGUGCAGGGCAAUAUUAUGGCCCAGGGGAAGGGUCCACAACCACAGGUUAAUAAACUGGACAACAUGCUGGGCAGUCUUCAGUCUGACCUCCACAAGCUGGGAGUGCAGACGGUUGCUAAGGGAGUGUGUGGUGCCUGCUGCAAACCCAUUGUUGGCCAGGUAGUGACUGCCAUGGGGCGCACAUGGCAUCCAGAGCAUUUUGUGUGCACACACUGCCAAGAGGAGAUUGGUUCCAGAAACUUCUUUGAGAGGGAAGGACAGCCAUACUGUGAGAGAGAUUACCACCAUUUAUUCUCUCCGCGCUGCUAUUACUGUAACGGACCCAUUCUGGAUAAAGUGGUGACGGCGUUAGACAGGACGUGGCAUCCUGAGCACUUUUUCUGUGCCCAGUGUGGGGCGUUCUUUGGUCCUGAAGGAUUUCAUGAGAAGGAUGGGAAAGCGUACUGUCGUAAGGACUACUUCGACCUGUUUGCUCCUAAAUGUGGCGGUUGUGCUCGUGCCAUCCUGGAGAAUUACAUCUCUGCCCUGAGCGCCCUCUGGCAUCCAGAGUGUUUUGUGUGCAGAGAGUGCUUCACACCCUUUGUCAAUGGCAGUUUCUUCGAGCACGACGGUCAGCCGUACUGUGAGGUUCAUUAUCACGCCCGCCGCGGUUCGCUGUGUUCCGGCUGUCAGAAACCCAUCACGGGCCGCUGCAUCACAGCCAUGGGCAAGAAGUUUCAUCCUGAGCAUUUUGUCUGUGCCUUCUGCCUCAAGCAGCUCAACAAGGGCACCUUCAAAGAGCAAAACGACAAGCCUUACUGCCAGGGCUGCUUCAUCAAGCUCUUCAGCUAGAAAGAUGCCCGACUGACUGAUUGAGUGUGUGUGUGUGUGUGUGUGUAAGUUUGCAUGUUGUAUUGUGUGUGUGUGUGUGUGUGUGUGUGUGUGUGUGUGUGUGUGUUUGUUGUUCAGGUUAGUGUGUCUGACUCUCAACAUCCCCACAUGACGUUGCUGGUCAUAAAACGAUGGUGCCAUGAAACGUGCUCUCAAAAGCCAGGUUAUUUUAGAGGGUAUUAGAGGAAAGUUCAGUUGAGACUAGAGUUUUUUUGAGAAAGUGUGUGAAUGUUUUCUGCUCACUGGAUGAGCUGGAGAGAAACCGUUUGAUGAUGAGAACAGUUCAGGAGGGAUGAUGGGAAACGUGUGCAGCAUGAACGUUUGAGACACAAUCAACAGAAGGAAACGAAACAUCAGAUCAUUCAAUGACUGGAGCCAAUAAUUACUGGUGAAUCUCAUGAAAAAAUGUCCAGGUCAUAUAGUAUUAGUCUGAAACCAAAAGGAAAGAUAAGAAAUCAUAUUUUGCAUUAAAAACAUUUAAGCCAGUUUAAGAAUAUUACAUUUUUUUGCAUUGAGACAUUAUUUUCAGAAAAAAAUAAACACUUUUUCUACUAUAUUUUCCAUUAUGGUGUUACCAAAAAAUCAUUCUCAUUACAGUAAUAUAAUGAAAAAAAUAUCCUGUCCAAUAACAUUUUUAUUAUUAUUAUUAUUAAUAAUUAUUAUUGUUGUUGUUGUAUUUUUUUUUUUUAUUAAUAAUAUUCAUAAUAUUGAUGUUGUUUUAAAUUGUCUUAAACUCAGCAAAACGAAUAUUACUAUGAAGUAUAAAUCCUUCAUUGUUAUUACUCCUAAAAUAGGCUUCAUUUUCUUUUAUGCAAAAUAUAAUUUAUUGAUCUUUCUUUUUAUUUUGGUGUGAAAUAUGGCCCGGAUGUGUUCUUUUGAGCUUCACCUUGGUGGGAAAAUGUCUAUUUGCUGCAUUUGCAUCAUUUUAGCAUUAAACUUCACCUCAAUGAAUUGCUACAUUUAGUGCCUUGUUUUGUAUUACAAAUUUAACUGAAUUUAAAAGACGCAAAGUAUACCAAAUGUGUAGUUUUGCAUACAAGAUAUAACGCAACGAUUCUAAUCCAUGUUGAAGUUGUAAUUGAGAGACUGAAGUUCAGAUUAUUCUGUGUAGUAACUUCUAAUGACGAGUUUAAUUAUUACUGACAUCUGGAACCCAUAGAAAUGAAUGUAUCCUUCUGUUAAUCGUUCACUUCUGCCAUCGUCUGCAUGGAAUUCGCAGGAGUUUAUGCGUCCCAUCUCAAAGUAUUAUUUUAUUAAAGGAACGUAUGGGAUUAAAUACAAUUUAAGAGACAAAAUCAUUUCUACUUGUUCUUUAAUUUGUUAAAUCAAAGGAAAAUAUGUGUUUACAGUACUGUAAACACACAUUUCCUUCAUUUUUACACUGACAAGUCAAAACUAUAUUCUCUGGUGUCAAUAGAGCUUAAGCUUUUAUUAUUAUUUAACCCAGAAUAUUUCUCUGAAGGAACCAGUCACGUAUGGCAUUUUGUGAAAUGUUUUGUAGUUAGGAUGACUGGCUAUUAGGUUUUAAUCACAAAAUAGUCACUACAUAACCACUGACGAUUCUAAUAAUCCACUUAAAGGAAUAGUUCACCCAAAUGUGAACAUUUACUGAAGAUGUGCUCACCCUCAGGUCAUCCAAGAUGUGGAUGAGUUUGUUUCUUCAUCAGAUUUGGAGAAAUGUUGCAUUGCAUCACUUGCUCAGCAAUGGAUGCUCUGCGGUGAAUGGGUGCCGUCAGAAUGAGAGUCCAAACAGCUGAUAAAAACAUCACAAUAAUCCACACCACUCCAGUCCAUCAGUUAAUGUCUUGAGAAUUGAAAAGUCCAUCUCCUGUUGUCUCUCGCAUUAAAAUCCACCCACAUAUUUGUUUAGAGAUGUUUUGGAUUAUUGUCAUUUGGAUUUAUCAGCUGUUUAGACUCUCAUUCUGACGGCACCCAUUCACUGCAGAGGUUCGAUUGGUGAGCAAGUGACGUGAUCCUACAUUUCUCCAAAUCUGAUGAAGAAACAAACUCAUCUACAUCUUAGAUGGCCUGAGGGCGAGUACCCUUCAGCAUAUUUAAAUUUUUAGGUGAACUAUUGCUUUAACUGAAAUCAAAGAUGUGAUAUUGUUAAUCUAAAUAGCUGUGACAAUAUUGUGCAAUUCUCAACCCUUGAAUUCAGUAUAUGAUUUGAUUGGAAAUGAGUAUCUGAUAUUGUCUUGCUCACUCUCUGAGACAAUUCUAGACAAUAUUGUAACUGCUGUAUUAUGAUAUUUUGAUAUACUAUACUAAUUCUUUUUUCUCUCUCUUUUGUUUUUUUUUUCCGUUUUGCAUGAAAGUCUUAAAUGUCUUUCAAUCAUUUUAAAAGGCGAGUUUUGAAAACUCGUGACGUUACGAAGGGGUGAAUCGAUGAAGACUUUCUUAUAUUUUUAGAAACGUGUUGUCACUGGAACAGAAGUGAUUUUCAGAUCAAGAAUAUUAAAUGUAUACGGUUCCUGGUGUCUGUUGGAACUGUGUGGCUUUCUGGAUGUCUGUCAACAAGGAUUGCGAAUAUGAUUUGUUGGAUGCAUUGGAUAAAUAUACCAGCAAGUGUUUAUUAUAUGAAAGCUUUUAUAGGACCCAAUGUGCCAGAAAUCUGUACGUCAUUCUGCCUCAUCCGCUGUUGAGAAAACACUACUUUGAAAGUAGAAAAUACUUGUUCUGGUUUGUUUUAUGAAAUUCACUAUGAAUAUGCCUUCUUUGAUAACUCAAUUGUAAUAAUCUGUCGCUGUUUGUUUUGCUCCUAAUCGCUAUGUGCCAAAAUAAUGUGCGGUGGAAAUAUAGGGAUCAUAUGAUAUCCUUAUGUGUGUUAAUCACUCAUUUACACUGGUCGAAUGUUGUGCCUUUGUUUAUUUUGAGAUUUUCUAUCAUAUAAAUUGAUCUGAUGCUUUUCUAUUUCUGUUCAUCAAUCAUUCUUUUAGUGUCCCUUUACAAAUAUUAUCAUUUACCCAAUGUGAAAUCAGCUAUGCAUAUUUUUUUUCUCCUGUAACACUGUCACAUUUUGUUCUGUGAGUAUUGGUUAUUGUUUCAAUUCAUGCAAUUAUAUACAAAUAAAUUUGGUGUUUUAAUGCACUGAAUAUUU